CAGCCAAGCGCGCCGCGGUUGCCUCCGAGUCCCACCACGUCAAAACCGAAGCCCAGGCAGGAUGCUGCGCGACGACGACCACCACCACCACAGCGGCGGCGCCACCACCACCAGCAGCAACGCCUCAUAGAGUAGAGAGAGAGAGAGAGACGCCGCCACCGACACCAUGCCCCGCUUCACGAGACGAGGCGGCGUGAGGUGAGGUGAGGUGAGAUCCGGGUGCUCCGUCCGUCCGGGGAAGAUCUGGCAGGAGCAGUAGCGAAAGGGGGAGGAGAACGGUUGUUGGGAGCGGGGGGAGGGGAGGAGGAGGAGGAGAUCUCUUCUUCCCGCUCAAUGGAGCGGGGGGAGGGGAGGAAGGGAGACUGCUCCGCGCAAGUGAGGAAGAAGAGAACGCGAAGGAAAAGCGAUGGCCCUGAUUCAAUCGCUGAAACCAUCAAGUGGUGGAAGGAGCAAAACGAGAAGCUUCAGGAGGAGAGUAGCUCAAGGAAAGCACCGGCCAAGGGGUCCAAGAAAGGGUGCAUGGCAGGGAAAGGAGGUCCUGAAAAUUCAAACUGUGCUUACCGCGGUGUUAGGCAGCGGACAUGGGGUAAGUGGGUUGCUGAGAUCCGUGAACCCAACCGUGGCAGGCGCCUAUGGCUAGGAUCAUUCCCUACCGCCCUGGAGGCUGCACAUGCAUACGAUGAGGCGGCGAGGGCAAUGUAUGGUCCAACAGCACGUGUCAAUUUUGCGGAUAAUUGCGCGGAUACCAACUCUGGUUGCACCUCAGCACCUUCAUUGAUGAUGUCUAAUGGGCCCACCACUGUUCGGUCUGAUGAGAAGGAUGAGCUGGAAUCUCCUCCUUUCGUGGUGGUUAAUGGGCCAACAGUGGUGUUGCAUCGGUCUGGUAAGAAGGAUGCAUUGGAAUGUGUAAUCCCUGAUCAGCAGCUUAAAAAAGAAGUGAGCAAUGACUUGAGAAGUACAUGUGAGGAACAGGAGACAAUGGACGCAUGUCAAUCGGAAGGGAGUGUUUUACACAAAGAAGUGAACGUAAGUUAUGAUUACUUCAAUGUUCAUGAAGUUGUUGAGAUGAUAAUUGUUGAAUUGAGUGCUGAUCAGAAAAUGGAAGUACAUGAAGAGUACCAAGAGGGAGAUGAUGGGUUUAGCCUUUUCUCCUAUUAGAGCUGUAGUUAUGCUGCAGGUCAAUAGGAAUAUUUCAUUUAGCCUCUAGGGAAUACUUCAAAUAUCUGCAACCUGAAGCUUUGUAGUCAUUUACGGUUUUCAUCUUACUGGGUAAUAGCUUUAUAUAUACUAUAAGUCAACUGGUACAAGAAGUUGUACUGUGUGUUUAGUGCACUGUGGUAAAAAUGAUUCCAUAUUUAAUGAGCUUACGUUGUUAAUAAUUUUGCUUAUCUUAGUGUUGUUGAACUCAGGUUAGAUCUUGAAAAUGAGUGGCACAUACUUCAAGCAGGAUUUUAGGAUUGCAUUAAAUUACUCAAACACAUAUAUUAGGAAGUUAUUUCUGGAUGCAUAAAAGUAUGAUAAAGUACAAUAGUACAAUGUUACAUGCAUAUGGAUUUUUAAAUACCUAGCAUACUAGUACAGCAUUAUAGGCUCAUAGCGCUCUAUGGUCAUUCAAACUACUAAAAGAUACAUCAUGGAAAUUCUGUAAGGGGAAGUUGCAGACAUUCUCUGAAUUCAAGCCGCCUUGUUUCACUGUGAAAGGUCUUCUGUUUGUUAGGCCAGUAUGUCAGCCAAAUCCAGCCUUUGAUCUCCCAGUCCAUGGUCUUCCCUAGUGCUGCACCACAGACCUUCCACCAGACACUGUCGCCAUAUUCAUCACGUGCAAAAAUGACGCCACCCUUCUUUGUGAAUGGGCGAUACACAGUUGAGUACCUGUCACGAAACCAGGCCCUUGGCUGAAGCAGGGAGAGCUUGGAAGGCUUUGAGGAAUAAACCUCCCUUCCGUUUACACCAUCGUGCAGAAACCAGUUCAAGGUUGCAGUGUUCCCAUGCACAGACUGUUCAAAUUUCCAGGGUUUCAUGGCCAGUGUGAGGCUUUCGCUGACUGAUGCCUUCAGACCAAAUGAGUUUGGGGGGUCAAAUGAACCUUCAAUGCCCUUCUCAAGGCCAAAUUCAUGCGUGGGGUUGUCGGAGGACUUGCUGACUGAAACCGACAGGACCUCUGAUUGUUGCAUAGGUGUGAUUUGCAGCAUGACACGUGAUGGAAAGUGCUUCUCCUCAGAGCCAAGUCCACGUUCGGUCAUAAGGAUCUCAGAGACCAAAGAGUCCACAUCACACCUGAGAUGAAUCCACUGCAAGCUGAAUCACACCUUCAAGUUGCUGAUAAGUAAGCGAAAACAGAAGGCGCUCAUCUUGUGUUGGCACUGCAGGUUCUUCCAUGCCCAUGGCAAUGACUGGGCAGUACAGCUGGACCUUCCAGAGCCCGCUUGCUGAAAGAGCAUAUGAGAACAGUGGUGAUGGCGCCCCAAAUGAAUGGUGUGAGGAUCGUAGCUCAACAAUCCAGUUAGUCACUGCAAGAUUCAUUGCCUGCAUCCAUUGGUCCUCAAGGUUUGCUCCUAACAUUCUGACAAGGGUCUUUGCAGCAUCUUUGCACUUUGGCCCAGUCAGCUGUGUUCUCAGGGAUUCCAGGCAUUGAUAGCGGAGAUCAUGGGGAGCCUCAUAGAUGCAAACUAGGAAGGCCAGGGACAGGAAAACUAUGUUAAACACGCCCUUCAGAUUGCCUUGAAUCUGUGCUCCAGGAAACCGAAAGGACGGUUUCUUGUCUGGUCCAUAUUGCAGCACCCUGUCCACAAUGUCGACAAACAACUCUAGCAUUUCUUGUUCAUCUAGAGCCCUCUGUGUCUUUGAUUUCAGGUGGACUGGUUUUGAUGUCCACAGAGAAAUCGGUACACGGCAAUUUGCAAAGAUGGAGAAGGUGACAAAGGAGGGCUGUGUCGGAGGGGUUUUGACAACCGAUAGGUUAAUCGAUGGCUGUGAUGAUACUGAUGCUGAUGGCAUGGGGCAGAUGCAAAGGGACAUGGCGUUGGAGCGCCACUGGGAGAAUGGAGGUAGGUUGGUGAUCCAACCCCAUACAUCGAGAGGAAAGUUGUGAGCCAUUAUGUUGCUGAAAACUUGAGAUGGUUUUGUGAUGAGAAUGUGCCAAUAUGGUGUGGUUAUAUAGAGGAAAUGGAUGGUGUUCAGUGGAUAAAGGUUUGGCUCAUCCAUGAUUGAGUCUAAUGAAGCAGGGCAAAGUUUUGUGGUAAGGCAGAUUCUUGGUAGUAUCUAGCCAUUGAUCUUAGGGAUUUCUGUUAUCAACUGGAGUCCGAAGAAUCUCCCUUUGUGCGUUGCACCGGUGCUAAAGCCAAAAGGUAACCUGCAACCUGCUAUACGGUAUACUUAUGAUAUACCAAACCAAGUUUGCUAAUGUUGUAGUCAAGAGAAUAUAACGUGGUUCUAAGCAAGAAAGCGGGAAACAAAAUCUCAAUGGUUUGGUGGAAUGGAUUAGUUAA
Messenger RNA from Oryza brachyantha (malo sina), 3488 nucleotides. Its product is annotated as dehydration-responsive element-binding protein 2A. Bases 334 to 1158 code for a protein of 274 amino acids. Lineage: Eukaryota; Viridiplantae; Streptophyta; Magnoliopsida; Poales; Poaceae. The record is from RefSeq and is a predicted model, not a curated record. Gene Ontology annotation, biological process: positive regulation of DNA-templated transcription; response to stress. Gene Ontology annotation, cellular component: nucleus. Gene Ontology annotation, molecular function: transcription cis-regulatory region binding; DNA-binding transcription factor activity. The transcript is spliced from 3 exons.